This is a messenger RNA of Cricetulus griseus (Chinese hamster), 1958 nucleotides long. The record is from RefSeq and is a predicted model, not a curated record. Lineage: Eukaryota; Metazoa; Chordata; Mammalia; Rodentia; Cricetidae.
CCUGACAGCCACAAACCUACAGCACUGACUGCAUUCAGAGAGGGAACCUGCAAACAAAACUUCACAGAAAACUUUUUGCUCUUGUUCCAGAGAAUUUGCUGAAGAGAAGAAGGAAAAAAAAAAGUCCAAAAGAACCUGUGCGUGAGGGGGGGAGGAAAAGCAGGGCCUUUUAAGAAGGCAACCACACGACUUUUGCUGCCAGGAUGCCCUUGCUUUGGCUGAGAGGAUUUCUGUUGGCAAGUUGCUGGAUUAUAGUGAGGAGUUCCCCCACCCCAGGAUCCGAGGGGCACGGCGCAGCCCCGGACUGCCCGUCCUGUGCGCUGGCCACCCUUCCGAAGGAUGGACCUAACUCUCAGCCAGAGAUGGUAGAGGCUGUCAAGAAACACAUCUUAAACAUGCUGCACUUGAAGAAGAGACCCGAUGUCACCCAGCCGGUGCCCAAGGCGGCGCUUCUCAACGCGAUCAGAAAGCUUCAUGUGGGCAAAGUGGGGGAGAACGGGUAUGUGGAGAUAGAGGACGACAUUGGCAGGAGGGCCGAAAUGAAUGAACUCAUGGAGCAGACCUCGGAGAUCAUCACCUUUGCCGAGUCAGGCACAGGCAGGAAGACACUGCAUUUUGAGAUUUCCAAGGAAGGCAGUGACCUAUCAGUAGUGGAGCGUGCAGAAGUCUGGCUCUUCCUGAAAGUCCCCAAGGCCAACAGGACCAGGACCAAAGUCACCAUCCGUCUGUUUCAGCAGCAGAAGCACCCACAGGGCAGCUUGGACAUGGGGGAUGAGGCCGAGGAAAUGGGCUUAAAGGGGGAGAGGAGUGAACUGUUGCUAUCAGAGAAAGUGGUCGAUGCUCGGAAGAGUACCUGGCACAUCUUUCCAGUGUCUAGCAGCAUCCAGCGCCUGCUGGACCAGGGAAAGAGUUCCCUGGAUGUGCGGAUUGCUUGUGAGCAGUGCCAGGAGAGUGGCGCCAGCCUAGUGCUCCUGGGCAAGAAGAAGAAGAAAGAAGUAGAUGGAGAUGGGAAGAAGAAAGAUGGAAGCGAUGGAGCGGCUGAAGAGGAAAAGGAACAAUCGCACAGACCUUUCCUCAUGCUGCAGGCUAGGCAGUCAGAAGACCAUCCUCACCGCAGGCGUAGGCGGGGCUUGGAGUGUGAUGGCAAGGUCAACAUCUGCUGUAAGAAACAGUUCUUUGUCAGUUUCAAGGACAUUGGCUGGAAUGACUGGAUCAUUGCUCCCUCUGGCUAUCAUGCCAACUAUUGUGAGGGUGAGUGCCCAAGCCACAUAGCGGGCACCUCUGGGUCCUCACUCUCCUUUCACUCAACAGUCAUCAACCACUACCGCAUGAGGGGUCAUAGCCCCUUUGCCAACCUUAAGUCAUGCUGUGUGCCCACCAAGCUGAGACCCAUGUCCAUGCUCUAUUACGAUGAUGGUCAAAACAUCAUCAAAAAGGACAUUCAGAACAUGAUUGUGGAGGAAUGUGGCUGCUCCUAGAGUUGCCAGGUCCCAGAGGAUAUGGAUCUAGAAAGUCCAGAGAAGACAGUGGCAAAAUGAAGAAAAAUAUAAGAUAUCUGAAUUAAACAAAACAACCAGAAAAAUAGAAAUAAAAAAACCCACAAAAACAAAAACUAAACUGAGAACAAAACUAAUGAAACAGAUGAAGGAAGUCGUGGAAACAUAUCCUAAGCCAGGGCUCAGAGAUGAAGCAGUGAAGGAAACAGGGAUUGGGAGGAAAAGAGAGAAUGGUGUACCCUUCAUUUCUUCCAAAACCAAACUGAUUGCAUCAGUUUUAUCCAAACUGGGUAUUGUCCUCUCUCCUGCCUCUUGUGGUUCCUUUUUGAGCCUGGAAGUCUACUUGUCUAUUCUGCAGUAAUGUGGGCUAGCACAACCCAAAUAACGUCUAGAAAGCCAUGAGUUUUAAAGGGCCAGUCCCACCCAGUUACCCAGGUCAUAAGUAUGUCUAUGUGACACUAU